This is a messenger RNA of Sphaeramia orbicularis (orbiculate cardinalfish), 629 nucleotides long. It is a transcript of the gene cox6b1, whose product is annotated as cytochrome c oxidase subunit 6B1. Gene Ontology annotation, cellular component: mitochondrion; respiratory chain complex IV. NCBI's taxonomy places the organism in Eukaryota, Metazoa, Chordata, Actinopteri, Kurtiformes, Apogonidae. The record is from RefSeq and is a predicted model, not a curated record. The coding region runs from base 154 to 414 and encodes 86 amino acids. The transcript is spliced from 4 exons.
UAUGAUAGGGCUGCACGGCUGCAAUUUCUUCAGACCGGAGCGCGCGCGCGUCACGCGUGGAGCGCAUAGUGUGGAUCAGAUCAACGACAGACUUUCACCGUCCGCGAGACAAGUCACUUUGAGCUCGAGCCAGAGACUGCACUGAAGGUUAAAAUGGCUGAGGACAUUCAAACCAAACUUGAACAUUAUCGCACUGCGCCCUUCGACGCCAGAUUCCCGAACCAGAACCAGACCAGGAACUGCUGGUCCAACUAUCUGGACUUCCACCGCUGUCAGAAAGCUCUGGAGGCUAAAGGCGUCGACACUGCUCCUUGCGACUGGUAUCAAAGGGUCUAUAAAUCCAUCUGCCCUCUCUCCUGGGUCCAGAAAUGGGAUGACCAGCGAGGAGAAGGGACCUUUCCGGGAAAAGUCUAAAAAGAGUGGCCUCUUCUCAUUCGCAGCUGCAAAGAUUGAACCUUGACAGCAAACUGUUUGUAGAAGUAGUUGAAGAGGGAGUGGCUCUGAAACCACUGUUCCUUUACUGAUGCUCUGAUGUAUGGAGCACACUGUAUCUAAAUAUUCAUUCCUUACAAAUACUGAUAAAUGUACAGCAGAGUCUGUAUUAAAAUAUCUCAGGAUAUAUUUAUGGA